Micropterus salmoides (largemouth bass) is the source of this 413-nucleotide messenger RNA. Its product is annotated as torsin-1A-like. Gene Ontology annotation, cellular component: nuclear envelope; endoplasmic reticulum lumen. The record is from RefSeq and is a predicted model, not a curated record. The transcript is spliced from 3 exons. Gene Ontology annotation, molecular function: ATP binding; ATP hydrolysis activity; kinesin binding. Bases 1 to 402 code for a protein of 133 amino acids. Lineage: Eukaryota; Metazoa; Chordata; Actinopteri; Centrarchiformes; Centrarchidae. Gene Ontology annotation, biological process: protein localization to nucleus; nuclear membrane organization.
AUGGACACAGACAAGAGCACAGAGAGAGAGCUCAAUACUGGCGGGCAGACCAUCACACAGACAGCUUUAGACUUCUGGAAAGCAGGAGAUCGAGAAAAGAUUGAACUCAGAGACCUGGAAACAUCGAUCCCUGUCUCAGCAUUUAACAACAAUGGUGGCUUGUGGUAUUCACAUUUGAUUGUUGAGAACCCGGUGGACUUUUUCAUCCCGUUUCUGCCUCUGGAGUACCGGCACGUUGUCCAGUGUGCCAUAUCCGAGAUGAGAGACAGAGGAUUUAAGCCAGACCAAAAUGAGGCAGAGAAGAUGGCCAAAGAUUUGGUUUAUUUCCCCGAAACUGAGAGAGUUUUCUCUGUCAAAGGCUGCAAGACGGUACAGAGCAAAUUGGACUACUACAUAAAAUAAUAAUAAUAAUA